AUGAAGCGAUACCGGCCUCGCGUCGAAGAUUUCACAAUAGGAUGGAUCUGCCCCCUGCCACUUGAGUACGCCUCCGCAAAGUCGAUGUUGGAUGAACUCUAUGACGAGUCGGAAGAACACACCACAGGUCGCAUUUACAACCAUGAAAUCGUCAUUACUUGCUUGCCCGCUGGACAGAUGGGUACGAACGCUGCCGCGGCCGUUACUGCUCGGAUGGUUUCAAGCUUUCCCUCGCUGAAGGUUAGCCUCCUCGUAGGCAUCGCGGGCGGGGUUCCAAGCCAUAAGGCGGAUAUUCGACUGGGUGACGUGGUUAUUGGUCAGCCGGAGAAGAGCUACGGUGGAGUAGUCCAGUACGAUUUUGGAAAAACAAUAAUAGGUGGUUUCCAGCAACGCAUUGGCUCACUUAAUGCACCAUCUCCUACUUUGCUUACGGCCGUCUCAAAGUUUAAAUCGAACCUGAGUGCUUCAAUAAAUAACAUCCAGGAUUAUCUAGACACGGUUGCUCGAGUUAAGAGACCUCAUUCCGUCCCCGAUGUUCUCUUCGAGGCGUCAUACGAUCAUGCUAGAGGGGAAACAUGUAACGCCUGCCGUAAAGAUAUGCUAGUGCGAAGACCCCAGCGGGAAGAUUCGAAUGUCAGAGUUCACUUUGGAACUAUAGGAUCUGGGAACCAGCUAGUCAAGGAUGGAAUGACAAGGGACAAAAUCAGCACCAAACUUGGAGGUGUUCUCUGUUUUGAAAUGGAAGCCGCUGGCGUGGUGAAUUUGCUUCCUUGUUUGGUCGUCAGGGGCAUCAGCGACUAUGCCGACUCGCACAAAAAUAAGGAUUUCCAAUAUUUCGCUGCUUCCACGGCCGCUGCAUGCGCAAGGCAGAUCUUAUUAUACGUCCCUCCACCAUCAAGAGGAGUCUGCGCUCAGAGCGAUACUAUACUAGACUACCAUAGACAACAGCGUCAGACAUCAGCCGCGCUGCAGAAAAUGUAUCUGGAGUCACUGAGAUUCGAGCAAAUAGACAGCCGUCAUCGAACCAUUCGAAUGGCGCACGCCAAAACAUGUCAAUGGUUACUUAGUUGCCAGGAGUAUAAGGAUUGGAUUAACCCAGGAUUAUCCGGGCGACAUCAUGGGAUUUUCUGGAUUAAAGGGAAACCAGGCACUGGAAAAUCAACAAUCAUGAAGUUCGCUUUCAGCAAGACACCUCGACAGGUGAAAGAUACUACGAUCAUCUCCUUCUUUUUUAAUGCCAGAGGGAAUAGCUUAGAGAAAACAGUGGUGGGAAUGUACCGCUCACUACUUUGCCAGCUUCUUGACAAGUUGCCCGAUCUAUGCACAAUGUUUGAUUUGCUGCCAACAAAUCAAUUACACAGUCAAACACCCACAUGGGACAUCGAAACACUGAAAUAUCUAUUUAGCGUUGCCAUUGAGCAGCUUCAUGGACGCUCCCUGAUGUGCUUUGUUGACGCGCUAGACGAGUGCGAUGAGGAUCAAGUGCGAGAUAUGCUGUCCUUCUUCGAGCAGUUAGGAGAAUUCGCAGUAGAUAGACAGCAGCGAUUGCUCGUUUGUUUUUCGAGUCGCCAUUAUCCACAUAUUGCUGUGAACAAUGCGACUGAGCUGGUGCUGGAGGAUCAAGACGGCCAUCAGCAAGACAUAUCAAACUUUGUGCAUUCCGAGCUCAGAGCCGGACGUAGCAAACAGGUUGAGCAAAUCAAAGAGGAAGUCAUCGCUCGUUCAUCUGGCGUAUUCCUUUGGGUUGUUCUCGUCGUACAGACACUCAAUAAGGAGUAUGACCGCGGCCAGGUACACGCGCUGAAAAGAAGAAUGGAACAGAUCCCGGACGGAUUGCAUGAGCUUUUAAAGGACAUAUUAAUACGUGGAAACCAUGAUAUGGAGAACACACUGCUCUGUCUGCAAUGGUUACUAUAUACACAACGGCCUCUAUCUUCCGAGGAGCUCUAUUUCGCUAUCUUAGCUGGAAUUGAGUCCACCGCCUUUCUUGCAGAAUGGACGUCUGCAAAUGUCAACGAAGAAGAUGUAAACAGAUUUAUCCUUGAUUCUUCAAAGGGUCUUGCCGAACUGACCAAAUCCAAAAGUCCCACCGUGCAGUUCAUUCAUGAAUCAGUUAGGGAUUUUCUCCGGGACGAGGGGUUUGCCAAACUGAACGUGGGAAGUGUAUCGCCAGGUCCGAGUCACGAAACGCUCAAGAAUUGUUGCUUGAAUUACGUGAAGAUCGGCCUCUCUUCGGUGCCGCUACCUGGCACAUUGCCACCGGUUAAAUCUUCUAAAGCUAAGCGACUCGUACAGAAGACGUCCAAACUAUACCCAUUUCUUGAAUAUUCUGUACAGUAUGUGUUGUACCAUGCAAAUGCAGCAGCCGAGAAUGGGGUUACGCAGAUGUGUUUCCUGCAAGACUUUCCACUCAGCAGCUGGAUUAUGAAGAACAAUUUAUUUGAAAAGCAUGAGAUACGCCGCUACACUCCAGCUGCGCAGAGGAUGUAUAUCCUGGCAGAGAAGGACUAUGGGAUGCUGCUCGAGACUGAAAUCAAGUUGCAUCACUAUGAGGAUGCAAGAACAGAGCGCUAUGAUUCUCCCCUGGUGGCUGCUAUAAUGCAUAGCUCUAGGGAGGCAGUCAGAACGCUUCUCACUAUGGAAGCAAACACGGAAGACAUAUUGAACCAGAGGAAUUCAAGCAGUAGACCAAUACUUUCAAUGGCUUUGCAAAGGAGCGAUGUUGAGAUGAUCAGGAUAUUGCUAGAUCAUGGUGCUAUUGUUGAUCAGGAAGGCGCAACUGGAAGAACGUCGCUCUCCUACGCAGCAACGUCCGGAAAUGAAGCAAUAGUAAAAUUAUUGCUUGAUAGUGGUGCUAAUGUGGACUCAAAAUGUCCUAAUGGUCGCACACCGCUUUCCUAUGCUGCAAAAUCUGGACAUGGAGGUGUAGUAACAUUACUGCUUGACAGAGGUGCUGAUAUAAACUCAAAAUGUUCUUAUGGUCGCACACCACUCUCUUAUUCUGCAGACUCCUGGCGCAACGAAGCCCUAGCAGUACUGCUUGAUAGGGGUGCUGACCUGGAGUCAAGGGACGUUAAUAACUGCACAGCACUCUCCUGGGCCAUAAGGUUCAGUCAAUAUGAUGUGGUAGAACAACUACUUAACCAAGGAGCCGAGGUGGAGUCGAGAGGCCACCAUGGUUCCACCCCACUCUGUCAAGCAGUUCGACUUCAGCAUCCGUCGGCGGCCAGAUCACUGAUUGGCAAAGGUGCUAAUCUAGAGUCAAGAGAUGACGAUGGUCGUGCGGCACUUUCUUAUGCGGUUGAGUACGGACGUAAGGCGACAGUAAUACUGCUUCUCGACAGCGGUGCUGAUGUAAACUCAAGAGACAAUUUUGGUCGGACGCCACUCUCCUACGCAGCAGAACGUUUGAGUGGCCUGGGGGCAGUGACAAUAGUUGAACUGCUGCUUUGGCAGGGUGCCGAUUAA
Aspergillus oryzae RIB40 is the source of this 3468-nucleotide messenger RNA. RefSeq lists its product as uncharacterized. Gene Ontology annotation, molecular function: protein binding; catalytic activity. The record is from RefSeq and is a predicted model, not a curated record. Lineage: Eukaryota; Fungi; Ascomycota; Eurotiomycetes; Eurotiales; Aspergillaceae. The transcript has a single exon. The coding region runs from base 1 to 3468 and encodes 1155 amino acids. Gene Ontology annotation, biological process: nucleoside metabolic process.